Molecule: messenger RNA, 1586 nt
Organism: Truncatella angustata
Lineage: Eukaryota; Fungi; Ascomycota; Sordariomycetes; Amphisphaeriales; Sporocadaceae
Product: RTA1 like protein-domain-containing protein
Exons: 2
Coding region: 255-1103 (282 amino acids)
Cellular component (GO): membrane
Source: RefSeq, a predicted model, not a curated record
UGUCGUAUAUUUCGUAAAAGUGGAGAUGGAAGUAUAGCACAAGCAGCCUUUGGCGUCUGAACCGCAGACAAACAAUUUCGUUACUGCUUGUUGCUGGCGUGGUAUAUAUCUGCAUUCUGCUGCACACAAAAUGACUUCUAUAGUGAAACCAGUGAGCAGCCACCCAACCUGGAAGAAGACGACCCGACCGAGGACGACCGACAUCGACUGAAGGACUCAAUUGGUACAUACCCGAUUAUCUUCCACAAAUAACAAUGGCCGUGUUCAAGUACUAUCACUAUGAUCCCUCCAUGGCAGCGGCAGCUCUGUUUCUGAGUCUGUUCGCGAUAUCGACCUUAACGCACAUCUAUCAACUAACUCGGCAUCGGACAUGGUACUUCAUACCCUUCGUGAUCGGCGGUUUGUGUGAAACGAUAGGAUAUGGCGGGCGCAUUGGGUCCGCACUCGAGACGCCCGACUGGACCUUGACGCCAUACAUUAUACAGACUCUGCUCAUUCUGAUCGCUCCUGCAUUGUUUGCAGCUUCGGUGUAUAUGAUACUUGGUCGUAUAAUUCGACUAGUGGACGGAGAAAAGUAUUCGGUCAUUCCGGCAAGAUGGCUCACCAAGAUAUUUGUCACAUUGGAUGUCAUCUCCUUCCUGAUGCAAGGAGGUGGUGGAGGACUGCUCGCAUCGGCCAAUGACGCCGACGGCCUUCAACGCGGCCAGAACAUUAUCAUGGGCGGCUUGGCCGUUCAGCUUAUCGGCUUUUCGGUAUUCAUCCUCGUCUCGAUCCUCUUCCAUUGGCGUAUACUCCAAAACCCCACGUCUACGUCGGCCACCAGCAAUGCUCCGUGGCAGCGGUUCUUGUACGUGCUUUAUGCUGUGUCGGUUCUCAUUCUUAUCCGAUCCAUCUUCCGAAUCAUUGAAUAUGGGCAGGGGUGGGAUGGCUCUUUACAGACCUUUGAGGCCGUGCUGUAUAUCUUUGACGGGUUGUUGAUGCUUUCUGCCAUGAUCCUCUUGAAUAUCUGGCACCCAAGCAGAAUCAUCUCGGCAGCUCCUGACAGAAAAUCUCUCGAGUCCAUGACAGAAGAAGGAUUUCGACUAGAAAGCCGUCAGGCCUAGUAGGCUGCUACGGCAAUGGAAAUUAUGGACUCGAGGGGAGCAAUUAGGUGCGCAUAUGGGAUGAGGUGCUAAGUUACAUUGAAGGUUUGCCCCAAAGCUUUUCUCUAUUAUUUUUCUUACUAGAUUUAGCGUUUGUUAUUGGUUAUUUGAAAUCCGAGGCACGGGUUCUGCACAUUAGUGCCUAAUAGAACUCGUAUAUACUAUAUAGAGGGUACCUUGUAGGAGUUCAUCAUAGAUUGACGUUUGAAGAGUGCGACCAGCAUACGAUCUGGUCUAUAUCAGUUCUAAGAUAGCAGAACAAGCAACAAUGGCUAGAGCAGCCGCAGAUCGCUAUAAUGAGGAAUGAGAUAGGACAAGCAGUACACUGACUGAAAUGAGGAUGACCUUGAUCAUCCCAGCUUUACGGGUUCAUGCUAUUCAUGGUGUGGGCAACAAAUAGAAGUUGAUCAACCCAGUAUUCGCAAACGUCAUCCGAGCGCCAAC